AUGGAGCCCGCUCCGCAGACCGCCGCCACCCCCUUCGACAUUGUCGGCACCUACAAGGCGCUGCUGCGCGAAGACCCCGACAUGACCAUGCCCGUCGCCGCCAUCGAGGCCCUGGUGCACGCCCUCAGCGCCGCCGACACGAGCACCACGACCGAGACCCUCGCCCUGCUCUCGACCUACACGGCCCAGCUGAAAGCCGCCAUCCCGAACCCCAUUUCGCUGUCAGCCGGCACCGACCUCUUCCAGCGGUACCUGAUGACGUCGGUGCGGCCGGGUGCCGAUUUCGCGCAGACGCGGCGUCACCUGCUCACCAACGGGCGCCUGUUCGUCGAGCGGGCCAAGGCGUCGCGCGCCAAGAUCGCGGGCUUCGCGCGCCACUUCGUGCGCGACGGCAGCACCAUCCUGACCAACGGCGGGUCGCGCGUCGUGGGCGCGCUGCUGCGCUCGGCCGCCGAGGCCACGGCCCAGGGCGGCGGCAGCGUCCGCUUCAAGGUCAUCUACGUGCUCGCGACGCCGAGCCACGGGCGCGAGGAGGGCGGCGCCGGCGCCGACGCCGAGGGCAUGGCCAUUGUGCGCUCGUUGCGCGCGCACAACGUGCCCGUGGCUACGAUCCCCGAGGCUGGUGUCGCCUAUGCCCUCGGCAAGGUCGACAUGGUCAUUGUGGGCGCCGAGGGCGUCGUCGAGAACGGCGGCAUCAUCUCCCGCCUCGGCACGUACCAGCUGGGCUUGUUGGCCAGGAGCGCGGGCAAGCCCUUCUAUGUCGUCGCUGAGAGCCACAAGUUCGUCCGCCUGUAUCCCCUCGGCCAGUACGAUCUGCCGAUCGAGCAAAAAGUCAUCCAGUUCCGCGUGGGCCGCGACGACCGCGUCGUCGAGGAGAGCAAUGCCGGGCCUCAAGCGGCGGCGGACCCGCAAGCCGAGACGGCGAAGCGCGACCCAAGGGAGGAGAAAUGGGCUGCUGGCGCAGUGGACGACGCGCCCCCCAACCUCAUCUCGGGCAUCAUCACCGAGUCGGGCGUCCUCACCCCCAGCGCCGUCAGCGAAGAGCUGAUCAAGAUCUGGUUCUAA
Molecule: messenger RNA, 1065 nt
Organism: Aplosporella prunicola CBS 121167
Lineage: Eukaryota; Fungi; Ascomycota; Dothideomycetes; Botryosphaeriales; Aplosporellaceae
Exons: 2
Coding region: 1-1065 (354 amino acids)
Biological process (GO): translational initiation
Cellular component (GO): eukaryotic translation initiation factor 2B complex
Molecular function (GO): guanyl-nucleotide exchange factor activity; translation initiation factor activity
Source: RefSeq, a predicted model, not a curated record